AUGUCUGAUAGUGAAGCCGAAACAAAAACUUUUAUCCUUCGUACUGCUGGGUUUGACGCUCGCUUUCCAAAUACCAAUCAAACUAAACAUUGUUGGCAAAAUUACGUAGACUAUUACAAAUGUAUUAGUGCACGUGGAGAAGAUUAUGCUCCUUGUAAACAAUUCUUUAGAGCUUAUCAUAGUUUAUGCCCUAAUGACUAUAUUUCAACGUGGGAUAACCAAAGAGAAGAAGGCAAUUUUCCCGUUAAUCUUAAACCUUGA
Messenger RNA from Funneliformis geosporum, 261 nucleotides. Lineage: Eukaryota; Fungi; Glomeromycota; Glomeromycetes; Glomerales; Glomeraceae. The record is from the annotation of a GenBank genome assembly.